CUUCUCAACCAAAUCCGUAUCGGAAAAAUACCUGCCUGGGGAGCGAGGAUGCUUAAGGAGCUGGGCAGGCAACCUUCGAAAACCUUACUGGAGCCCACGUAUCUGUACGCAACAAACAAACCUGUGCGCGCAAGAAACGAAGCCCGUCUCGCCUCUCUUGUGGAUCCACCCGUUUACUAUGAGGCCCGGAAUAGCAUCAACACCGACCUCAUCGACAUCCAGAGUGGCGAGAGACAACUUAGCACGCUACCGGCAAUCCAGAUGCUGUCGCUCAAACUCGGCGCACAGGUGAUGCUAAUCAAAAAUGUGGAUGAGACGCUCGUCAAUGGAACGGUAGGGGUGGUCUGUGCAUUCUGGAGGGCUAGCCAUGGACAUUUGGCCGGGGCCAAUAUCAUGGAUGAGUAUGAUACGCCCAAGUCCCAAAAAGAGUAUGUUGGCAAGUUAUGGAGGAAGGAGGAACCAUAUCCUGUUGUCAAGUUCACAACAUCGAGCGGGGAUAGGACAGUGAUAGUAGGCAGGCACGAGUUCCGCUCAGAGACAUACAGUGGCCAAACCCUGGUCUGUCGCAUUCAGGUGUGCACUCUUUCCUCGCUCCAGCCUCGCCGAGCUUGA
Messenger RNA from Schizophyllum commune H4-8, 612 nucleotides. RefSeq lists its product as uncharacterized. The annotation marks the transcript as partial. The record is from RefSeq and is a predicted model, not a curated record. The transcript has a single exon. NCBI's taxonomy places the organism in Eukaryota, Fungi, Basidiomycota, Agaricomycetes, Agaricales, Schizophyllaceae.